Molecule: messenger RNA, 1434 nt
Organism: Phyllostomus hastatus (greater spear-nosed bat)
Lineage: Eukaryota; Metazoa; Chordata; Mammalia; Chiroptera; Phyllostomidae
Gene: CUNH10orf143
Product: chromosome unknown C10orf143 homolog
Exons: 5
Coding region: 87-887 (266 amino acids)
Source: RefSeq, a predicted model, not a curated record
CCCCACCCUGACACGUGAGGGUCGGGGUGCGGACGCGGCCCGCCCGGGCUGGGGAAGAGCUCCGCGGACUCGGGCCUGUGGGUCGCAUGGACACCCUGGCGCUGGGCCGGUGGCGUCGGCGGAGGCUGGAGGAGCUGCAGGUUCCGGGGGACGCGAAGCGGGCCUGCCGGAGCUCGGACGCCGCUGCGCAGUGGCGGGGCUGCCCGCAGGUGCUGGCCGGCGCCUGGGGGCCCUGCCGGGGCGGCGAGGAGCUGGAGGCGCCGCCCCGAGGCCUCCUGCCCGCACCGAGGCCAGACAGCAGCCCGGGGCCACCGACCGCCGGGAUCCCUCCGAGCGGCGGAAGGAGCCCAGCCCGGCCCUGCCCGAGGUGCCUUGCAGGGGAGUCUCCUCUCUCUCCCGGGCCGGAAACUGCCCGCAGACCGCAGGCGUCGGGGGAAGAGCAGUGUUCGCACCAGCAGCUCAGAGUGGAGGCGAAGCCAGGCAUGUGUGUGCGUGUGUCUGCGUGUCUGUGCAUUUCUGCCAUUGCCGAGAGAUUUCCAGAGAAGCCGUGUCCUUCUGUCUUUGACGAGCAAAGGACUGAAUCAACAAAGGAGAUCCUCAGUGGACAGGCGGCAGCUCCCGUGUCUUACAGUGACGGGCAAGGGUGUCGCUCUAAGCCAGGACGGAGACUGUGUCUGUGGUCACCCCCUGGUAAUCUGAAGCCAUCAGACACGCACGAGAACAGCGCCUCACGGCAGAGUCACUCCGUGGGGGCGUGCUCUGCUCCCCGGCCUGCGCCGUCCCCAGGAAAAUCCCCGCAGGUUAUGUGGUUCUGCGCGCGGGGGGCUGGGGGGGGAGGGUCAGAGACCCAGCACCCGAACUGCGCUGUUGCAGGCCGACGCACGUGACCGUCAGACGUGCCCGGCAGUGCCGGGAAGUAACACUUACCUCGAGGAAUGGGACCCACUCUGGGCCCCCGGGCGAUGCCGCCACCGACCCUCCGUCUCCUUACCCCGCAGCGGCGGGACACACUGCCCCCGCCCCACCCCCGGGGCAUGCACGCCCGGACCGCGACGUGGGCCUGCGCGCUCCCGGAGGCUGCGUUCCAGCACCAGGGGCUUAAGGGAAAAAAAUUUGGCUCAAGUGGCUGAUGGGAUCGUUUCGGCUAAUAUAGUCUGUUUGAACAACAGCACCUGUUUGAGGAGGGUUUUCCCUUCCUUUGUAACUCCCCAGACGCGCCUCUGCCGCGCUGCACAGGAAAUGAGUCUGCGAGCAGAAGACCUAUAUUGAUAUGUAAAUAGAUCAUUUUUUGUUAAUGCUCGAUAUUCUUUUUCAUCUAGGUUUCAGAAACCGACUUUAAAAAACCAGUUCCUCUUUAUUUGUAGUUAUUUUCAAUAAAAUUUCGCCCAGGCUUGGGAGAUUUAAUAUUUACACCCACUAUUUCUGAAAGUCUAG